Molecule: messenger RNA, 1910 nt
Organism: Sorex araneus (European shrew)
Lineage: Eukaryota; Metazoa; Chordata; Mammalia; Eulipotyphla; Soricidae
Gene: MYPOP
Product: Myb related transcription factor, partner of profilin
Exons: 3
Coding region: 211-1335 (374 amino acids)
Biological process (GO): regulation of transcription by RNA polymerase II
Cellular component (GO): nucleus
Molecular function (GO): RNA polymerase II cis-regulatory region sequence-specific DNA binding; DNA-binding transcription factor activity, RNA polymerase II-specific
Source: RefSeq, a predicted model, not a curated record
GUCAGGGCGUUGGGGGGCCCGACGGGCUCCGGUUGCGCCUGCGCCUGGGCUCUCCGAAAGGCCGGGGGCGGGGCCGAGGGGUGGGGAGAAGGGGGGAGGGAAGAGGCCGCAGGAGCCCGGGACUGACAGACGGGCAGGCGGGGGCUGCGGCGGCGCCGCACCGGCGCCCCCCAUGCGCCAGGCGGCCGGACGGCGGCGUCGGGGGGCGCCAUGGCCUCGGCGGCGGCGGGCGAAGCGGAAGAGACCACCCGGCUGCGCAAGCCGCGCUUCUCGUUCGAGGAGAACCAGAUCCUGAUCCGCGAGGUGCGCGCCCACUACCCGCAGCUCUACGGCGCGCAGAGCCGUCGGGUGAGCGUGGCUGAGCGGCGGCGCGUGUGGGACGGCAUCGCCGCCAAGAUCAACGGCAUCACCAGCUGGAAACGCACCGGCCAGGAGGUGCAGAAGCGCUGGAACGACUUCAAGCGCCGCACCAAGGAGAAGCUGGCGCGCGUGCCGCACUCCACGCAGGGCGCCGGGCCCGCCGCCGACGAAGCCUUCUCCGCCGAGGAGGAGACCAUCUUUGCCAUCCUGGGGCCCGGGCUGGCGGGGCCCGGCGCGGGGGCCGGGACCGAGCCGCCGCCGCCGGCGGCAGCCGCUGCCUCCCAGCCGACCGCCCCAAGUGCCUGCGUCCCGCGCUCGACGUGCUCUGAGGACCGCAGGGCGGAGCGCCGGGCAGAUACACCAGCCCACAGCAAGGGGGGCUCCAGGAGCCCAGAUCCCUGGGUUCGCCCUGCAGCCAGGCCCCACGAGGGGGUCUGCUUACCGGUCAAAGAGCGCGAGACCCCGCCCCCAGCCCCCGCGCAGGGCCCCGCCACCGCAGGCCGGCCGGCCCCCAGCCCCCCGCCGCCGGCCGCCCCGUCGGCCCCCGACCCCGCGCUGGACUUGCUGCGCGCGCAGCAGGAGACGGCCGAUGCCAUCCGCGAGCUGGCGGGCACCCUGCGCCAGGGCCUGGCCAAGCUGAGCGAGGCCCUGAGCGCGCUGCUGCCGCUGCUGCCCGGAGCCCCCAGCGACCCGCCGCCCCCGCCGCCGCCGCCGCCGCCGCCCCCGACACCCCCCAGGCCGCCCCCUCCCGCGCCCGUCCCCAAGGUGGAGAUGACCCCCGAACCCGUGUCCGUGGUGGCCGCUGUCGUGGAUGGGGCCGUGGUGGCGGCCAGGGGUGUGAUCGUCUCCCCGAGGAGCGAGGAGGGAGGGGCCCGGCCCCCCCUGGCCCCGCUGCCGCCCCCCGACUCGCCCCCCCACAAGAGGAGAAAAGGGUUCCCCACGCGCAAGCGGCGGGGGCGAUGGAAAGCGCCCUGACACCCGCCCCGGUCCGGGCUCCAGCUUCUCUGCACUCCAGCCUUCGCCUUCUCCCCACAGCUUGCCGACGGAGGAGCGCCCCCACCCUGGCUGCACCCCGGCUCCCUGCUGCAGGGGCGCGAGCACCGCCCUGCCCCUGUACUAGUUAGUGCCUGAUUCUCGGUGGGGGGCGGUCCAAGAGUCCCCCCGCCCCCCCCACUCCCCCCCCCCCCGCCUCUCCAGUACAGCGCUGUUCGCCUGGCUGCUAACCCCACCCCGACUUUGAAGCCAUCAAUUUGAUGUUAUUUAUUAUCGCCCUUUGCGGGUUGCACAGGGGACCCCUCUCGGGUCUGCACACCUCCCUUCCCAAAAAAGCUCCUGGCCUUGACUUGAAGAGAAUCGACCCCGCGGAGGGAAUUGGGGGGAGGGGUUGUGCCCCACCUGGACUUGGGGAGACAAAUCAGGACUCAGGAGAUCAGAACGGGGCAGAGGGGUGCCUGUGGGAGAGAAGCGACUCUCACUGGCGUCCAGGGAGCGCCCUCAGCCUCCCAGGGCUCCCCAAUGGUGAUAUCAAUAAACUUAUUUUUCAUACAGUU